This is a messenger RNA of Pungitius pungitius (ninespine stickleback), 1931 nucleotides long. It is a transcript of the gene plekhf2, whose product is annotated as pleckstrin homology domain containing, family F (with FYVE domain) member 2. The coding region runs from base 196 to 936 and encodes 246 amino acids. Lineage: Eukaryota; Metazoa; Chordata; Actinopteri; Perciformes; Gasterosteidae. Gene Ontology annotation, cellular component: early endosome. Gene Ontology annotation, molecular function: metal ion binding; phosphatidylinositol binding. The record is from RefSeq and is a predicted model, not a curated record. The transcript is spliced from 2 exons. Gene Ontology annotation, biological process: endosome to lysosome transport; endosome organization.
UGAACGCGGCGCGGCGCUGCCAUGUUGUUGUCUGUUUGGUCGGUCGGAGUUUCCAACUGCGGUCGCUGUCUGCGGUCUCUGAAGGAGGGGGAGAAGCACUGCUUCACAGCCACUAUCUGGAAUUACAACCGGGCGUCAGGUCGCUGAUUAAAGCCAUCGAAGCGAGAGAGGAGCCGUUGGGUGUGUGAGCUGAAGAUGGUGGACCGGCUCGCCAACAGCGAGGCCAACUCCAAGCGCAUCGGGGUGGUGGAGGGCUGCUUCGGCGCCGCCGGCCAGCCGCUCGCCAUCCCCGGCCGCGUGCUGAUCGGCGAGGGCGUCCUCACCAAGCUGUGCCGCAAGAAGCCCAAGGCGCGGCAGUUCUUCCUCUUCAACGACAUCCUGGUUUACGGCAACAUCAUGAUCCAGAAGAAGAAGUACAACAAGCAGCACAUCAUCCCGCUGGAGAGCGUCACCAUCGACAAGGUGCCGGACGAGGGCGACCUGCGCAACGGCUGGCUCAUCAAGACGCCCACCAAGUCCUUCGCCGUGUACGCCGCCACCGCCACCGAGAAGUCCGAGUGGAUGAACCACAUCGGCAAGUGCGUGGAGGACCUGCUGCAGAAGAGCGGCAAGGCGCCCUCGGGCGAGCACGCCGCCGUGUGGGUGCCCGACUCGGAGGCCACGGUGUGCAUGCGCUGCCAGAAGGUCAAGUUCACGCCGGUCAGCCGGCGCCACCACUGCAGGAAGUGCGGCUUUGUGGUGUGCGGGCCGUGCUCGGAGAAGAAGCACCUGCUGCCCAGCCAGUCCUCCAAGCCCGUCCGCGUCUGCGAGUUCUGCUUCGUGCAGCUGGCGGCGGAGGGAGCGGCGGCGGCGUGCUCGGACUCCCUCGGCCGCCUGGGGUCAAAGUUCCACAACAUGUCGGACGAGGACGACGACGAGGACGACAGCAGCGACUGAGGAUCCUCCUUCUCUUCCUCCUCUUCCUCUUCCUCCUCCUCUUCUUCUUCCUCUCUGCCAGAGUUCAAACCAAAUACAUGUGACCUCUUCCUCUCGUCUCGGGACUUCUAUUUGGACGAUGAGUCACUACAGAAGCUAACGGUGCUAACCAUCAAACCAUUGCUUCCUUCCCAGACCCCCUAAAGUGCUCCUUUUGUCGAGGGGGGGGGGGCAGCACACACAUGUUGGGCUUUCCCUCUGGGUCUCUUUCUAUUUCUCUCCUAUUUCGUUAAGAUUUAUUUUUCUAAAUAACAAAGUAGAAGCCUGAAAUCCACCGCUGCCCCCCCCCCCCCACCCACGUAGAGGGCUGUGUGUGCUGUGCAUGACCUUUCAUAUAUAUAUUUUUUUCUUUCACCCCCCCUCCCCCCCAGGUCCGAUAAUUUGCACCAACUUUAAAUCUUUUUUUAUUGCCGAGUUGUUGCUUCAGUUCACGUCCCAGGCAGCCAAUCAGAUUGAGCGGGAGGCGGGCUUUACUUCCUGUUUCAACGCUUAUGGGAGGAUCGUUUAUUACGUUAUUAAAUUAUCGUUUACAGUGAACUACAUCAUGUUUCUUCUCCAUGACAACUAUUAUUUAUAUUUAAUAUUAUAUAUUAUGAAUAAUAUUACCUUUAGUCGUCUCAGACCAGCACAACAGAUUGUUUCCAUGACGACGCUGAUGAAGAUGGUAGUGCCUACUCUUCAUCACUAGAGAGGUGUUUGAUGAUGUUUUGUUGUAGAAGGCCGACGCCUCACUGCGAAGCGUCUGGAGGGACCAAUGGCGCCACAGGGGGGAGGAGCCAGGAGUUUAGGGCGAGCGAGGAGAAAGGGACCCUUUUGUUUCUUUAAAAUCCAACAGAUUAAAUGCUGAUGGAAGCAGAACUAACCAGCUGUCCUGAUGAAGAUGAUGAUGAUGGAGCACUGCUUCUAAGAGUUGUCCUGAUGACUUUGACUUUUUCUCAGUGAUUGGUGGAUAUUUU